GUUUAACGUCCUUGACGAGGUUUUUGAGGUUUGUCCUAUCAGUUGGUGCAUGUUAAUACAAACAAAUAACUUUUCGGAGUUUUCAUAAUCUCAAGUUUCUUUUUCAAUCGAUCAUCAUUUGAUUCUUAUGGCCGGCGUGUUGUUAUACAUGAUCUUCAGUGUACCAAACCCUGAAAAUUGGGCUGAUUUUCAUAGACAUCUUCAGGAUACCUAAUUGGGCUGAUUUUCGUUGCGGCGCUGCUUGUUUUGUAAAGGACAUGGCUAUUGAUACAAACGAGGCAUUCCUCUUGAUUUUGGGUCUGCUUCUACUCAGAGAAUGCUUCUCCGUUGCAGAUGAUACUCUUUCGAUGGGUGAGUCACUCUCAGUGUAUACUAGCGAUAGACUACCAUCGGAUAAUGACAAGUUUGAACUCGGAUAUUUCAAACGAGGUAAUUCUUCAAAUAUCUACCUGGGGAUUUGGUACAAAGGGAUAGAAGACCGGAGGAUUGUUUGGGUAGCAAAUAGAGAAAACUAUUUGUCAGACCCAUAUACUUCAAGACUCGAAUUCUCCACUGACGGCAAUCUAGUCCUCCUGCAAGAUUCCUCGAAGAUACCAUUUUGGUCCACAAAUUUGAGGCAUCUCCCGUCAAAUUCAACUGAAGCAGCACUUCUUGGUGAUGGGAAUUUUGUUUUAAGAGAUAGGUCGAACCAUUCUACUAUAUUUUGGGAGAGUUUCGAUCAUCCAACUGAUACAUGGCUGCCAGGUGCAAAGCUUGGAAUCGAUAAGGUAGGAAACGUACAGAAGCAGCUUAUUUCAUGGAGAAAUUCAGAAGAUCCAUCACCGGGUGUGUUCUCGUUCGGUCUAGACCCAAAUGGAGUCAUUCAAUUGAUCUUAGAGUGGAACAACUCCCAUGUUUAUUGGAGUAGUGGAGUCUGGGACAGUGAGGAAUUAACAAGGGUUCUAACAUCUUCGGCGAUCUACAACCGUACCAUAGUUUUGGUGUCAAAUGAAAAUGAAACCUACUUUACUUAUUCUUUCACUUCCAACAUUUUAAUUUAUCCACAACUUUCGAUUACUUCUUUUGGACAGAUCAAGGAAAUUGGGGAGCCUUUGGUGAUCGAGCCGUCGAUUGUACUUCCGAGAUCACUAUCAACUGUCUAUGCAUUGUGUGGUGCAUUCGGUAUUUAUAACAAUAAUUCAUCUAACCCUUGUGAUUGUCCAAAAGGGUUUGAACCAUUUUCAGAUACCGAGACCAGACUAAACGAUUGGUCAAGUGGUUGUCUAAGGAAACACCCUUUACAAUGUGAAAACCGUAAUGGCCAAAAAGAUUGGUUCCUGAAAAUAUCAAACGUGAUAUUGCCUGUUAAUUCGAAAGCAUAUACGCCACUGAGUGCUAAGAGAUCAUGUGAAUUAGCUUGCAUGAAUAAUUGUUCUUGCACGGCUUAUGCUCAUAACAGCAACGGGUGUAUGAUAUGGGACAGAGCUCUUUUGAACUUACAGCGUUCCUUAGAUAAUGGUGAGGCAGGACAGGACAUAUAUCUCAGACUCUCUGCCGAAGAGCCUCAAAAUUCCAAAGGCAACAAAUGGGAAGUAUGGGUGAUUGUGGCCUUGCCGGUCCUUGUAAUGGUGCUAAUCUUUUGCCUCUCAGUUGUUUUCUCAAGCAAGGGAAAGCACAAAUGCAAAGGAGAUGUGGUUUCAAGCAAUGAUCUACUGUUAUUUGAUUUUAAUACUGAACAUCAUGCAAUCAAUGACGAAACAAACACUAGAGAUAAUGCGACAAAAAGUGGAAAGAAAGAUGUGGAGUUACCGCUAUUUAGUUAUGAGAGUGUAUCAGCUGCAACCAAUAAUUUCUCAAAUGCAAAUAAGCUUGGAGAAGGAGGGUUUGGACCUGUUUACAAGGGGAAGUCACUUAAGGGCCAAGAAAUUGCAGUUAAAAUGCUUUCAAACAGAUCUACACAAGGGCUUGACGAAUUCAUGAAUGAGACAACACUAAUCGCAAAACUCCAGCACAGACACCUUGUCAGACUCUUGGGUUGCUGUAUGGAAGGAGAUAAAAAAAUUCUAAUAUACGAGUACAUGCCGAACAAAAGUUUGGAUUUCUACCUUUUCGAUCCAACCAAGAAAAAGAUGCUAGAUUGGGGGACACGCAUACACAUUAUUAAUGGGAUUGCUCAAGGACUGCUUUAUCUUCAUCAGUAUUCAAGGUUAAGAAUCAUACAUAGAGAUAUGAAGCCCAGUAACAUUCUUUUAGAUGGUGAAAUGAACCCAAAAAUAUCAGAUUUUGGCAUGGCUCGAAUAGUUGGAGAUAACAAAGCACAAGCAAAUACAAACAGAGUUGUUGGAACUCAUGGCUACAUGUCGCCCGAAUAUGUUAUGGAGGGUUUAUACUCGAUAAAGUCUGAUGUGUUUAGCUUUGGAGUAUUGCUACUAGAGGUUGUGAGUGGCGAGAAGAAUACAGGCUUCUAUAACAGAGAGUCACUCCACCUUCUUAGCCAUGCUUGGGAGUUGUGGAGAGAUGAACGAAGUUUGGAGUUAAUGGAUUCAAUGAUAGGGCGUCCUUCUUCCGAGUGUACCAUAGUGAGAUUAAUUAACAUUGGGCUACUUUGCGUUCAAGCAUCCCCAUUUGAUCGACCUACCAUGUUUGAUGUGGUUUCAAUGAUGAGCAAUGAACAUGCACCUCUACCUAUACCCAAGCAACUUGCCUUUACCACAAGUCAGAAUGCAAUGCACUCGAAUCCAAAGAUUAAUUAUGCAGAAAAUUGCUCAAUAAAUAGUGUAACUAUUUCAGUGAUGGAAGCUAGAUCAUGAGUCUACUCAUUUGCUUAACAGAAUUUUUUUUUGUCUAUUUUUCA
Messenger RNA from Juglans regia (Persian walnut), 2833 nucleotides. RefSeq names its product receptor-like serine/threonine-protein kinase SD1-8. The record is from RefSeq and is a predicted model, not a curated record. NCBI's taxonomy places the organism in Eukaryota, Viridiplantae, Streptophyta, Magnoliopsida, Fagales, Juglandaceae. The transcript has 7 exons. The coding region runs from base 258 to 2789 and encodes 843 amino acids. Gene Ontology annotation, molecular function: protein serine/threonine kinase activity; ATP binding. Gene Ontology annotation, biological process: recognition of pollen; protein phosphorylation.